AGGAAAGACCAAAGUCCUGUCGCUGCUCUCUGCCACCACAGCUCCUCCAGCUGUGUUUCCCCCUCGGUCUGGCGCAGGAUGUAGCCCAGAAUUUCUCCGUGAGCCUGCCGAGGGUGCGGGGAGGCGGAGACAGCCCCGGACGAGGGUGGGCAGCCCGAGCCCGGGGGCUGCGAGGCUGCAGAUCAGAAUGGUCUUGGCUCACUCCUUCACCGUCUCCCUACUGAAGUAAGGGCUGAAAAUUGCACAUCCUGGACAGGCUGCUCCUCGCUGCCCCACAGAGCCACCCUGGCCACCAGCCCACCUCAGUCUGCCACUGGACUCCGCAUUCCCGUUCAUGGCAAUGCCCCAGAACUCCACCAGAGAAAAUGGCUUUUGUUUCGCUCAGCCCCUCGACUUCUCCUGCCCGUCCCCCGGUCCCGGCGCGGCCGGCCGGCCCUUGGGUGCGCGGGGCGGGAGGGACGGCUGCAGCACCCCCCUGAGCAAUGGCCUCACACCCUCGGGGGCUCCCAGCCCCUCGGACUCCUGUGCCCAGCCCCUCUGCACGCCCACCCCGGCAGAGGAGGAGACGCCGCUCCAAGAAGGGAUUAAAUACGUCUCUGCCGAAGGCGAGGAGCUGGCCUGCGGCUGGGGGGGGUUCACCCCCGGCUGCUUGCAGCUCUGCAACACCUCCAAGGGGGUCUUGUUCUUCCUCUGCGUGGCCUCCUUCCUGCAGGGCAUGACCGUCAACGGCUUCAUCAACACCGUCAUCACCUCCAUCGAGCGCCGCUUCGACCUGCGCAGUUACCAGAGCGGGCUGAUCGCCAGCUCCUACGACAUCGCCGCCUGCGUCUGCCUCACCUUCGUCAGCUACUUCGGGGGGAACGGCCACAAGCCCCGCUGGCUGGGCUGGGGGGUGCUGGUCAUGGGCCUGGGCUCGCUGCUCUUCGCCCUGCCCCACUUCACCACGGGGCAGUACGAGGCGCGCUCGGCGGCCCAGGUGGGCGUCUGCGGCGGGAACCAGAGCCUGCCCUGCUCCCAGGCCGCCUCCAGCCUCUCGGGCUACAGGUUUGUCUUCAUGCUGGGCCAGUUCCUGCACGGCAUGGGAGCCACGCCGCUCUACACGCUCGGCGUCACCUACCUAGAUGAGAACGUCAAGACCAACUACUCGCCUGUGUACAUUGCUGUUUUCUACACUGCUGCAAUCCUUGGGCCUGCAGCGGGUUAUCUGGUAGGAGGAAUGUUUCUAAAUAUUUAUACUGAAAUUGGCAGAGAGAUCGACAUCGCCCCCGAGAACACGCUGUGGGUGGGGGCCUGGUGGAUCGGAUUCCUGGGGGCUGGAGCCGCUUCCCUGCUCAUCUCCAUCCCCAUCCUGGGCUACCCCCAGCGCCUCCCAGGGUCCCAGCGCUACAUCGUUAUGAGGGUGUCAGAGGCUCAUCAGCUGAAGGAUGGGAGCCACAAGAAAGCGUCGGAUCCAGACUUUGGGAAAACAGUGAAGGAUCUGCCUCGGUCAGUGCUGCUCCUUCUGAAGAACCCCACCUUCAUCUUCCUCUGCUUAGCAGGAGCAACUGAAGCGACCCUCAUUGCUGGGAUGUCCACAUUUGGACCCAAAUUCCUGGAGUCUCAGUUCAGUUUAAGUGCCUCUGAAGCUGCCACCUUUUUUGGUUACCUGGUUGUGCCAGCUGGAGGGGGAGGCACAUUCCUGGGAGGAUUCCUCGUGAAUAAAUUUAAACUGCGCUGUUCAGGAAUCAUCAAGUUGUGUUUGCUUUGCACAGUGUCAAGUCUGCUGGCCAUAUUUAUUUUUUUUAUCCACUGCCCUAACAUGCCCAUGGCAGGAGUAACCCAGAUGUACGAUGGAAGUGCCUUGCCAGGUGGGCACCUCAACCUGACAGCAGCCUGCAAUGCGCAGUGUGGCUGCCUGCAGGACACCUACAGCCCUGUCUGUGGCACUGAUGACAUCAUGUACUACUCCCCCUGCCACGCCGGCUGCAAGAGGGUGGCUGAAAACCUCAGGAAUGGCAAGAAGGUCUACCACGAGUGUAGCUGUGUUGACAAAGCCUUCCUGCCUGGCUCUGGCAAAGCAGAGGCAGGGAAAUGCACCUCCUCCUGUGCAAAAAAGCCCUUGCUCCUGUGCUUCAUGUUUGUGGUCAUCCUCUUCACCUUCCUGAGCAGCAUUCCUGCCCUGACUGCCACUCUGAGGUGUGUCUCUGACAGACAAAGGUCCUUUGCCCUCGGGAUCCAGUGGAUCGUGGUACGAACACUAGGAGGCAUCCCUGGCCCCAUUGCCUUUGGAUCCAUGAUUGACAAAUCCUGCCUGCUCUGGCAGGACCAGUGUGGUGAGCAGGGCUCCUGCUACGUUUACCAGAACUCAGCCAUGAGCCAAUACACCCUCGUCGCUGGGCUGGUCUACAAGGUCCUCGGGACAACCUUCUUUGUAGUGGCCUGUUUACUCUACAAACCCCCACCCCUGGAGUCAGCCCCAGGCAGCUCGGAUGCAUCCGAAAAUGGCACCAGUGACCUCCAGGAGCACAAGCCUUCACUGCCAGCUGAAGAGGAUAUAUAGUGCUGUCCACGUGCAAGUGACUUUCUCAGCCUCAGAAACACCAUGAGAAGACUUUAUGCAGUCUCCCAAGGGGUUUUUAAAUCAACAGUAAUAUUUUAAAUUUUUAUUCUUUUUUUUUUUUUUAGUUGAAGAUAAAUAAUUUAAUUAA
Messenger RNA from Prinia subflava (tawny-flanked prinia), 2687 nucleotides. RefSeq names its product solute carrier organic anion transporter family member 4A1 (gene SLCO4A1). Gene Ontology annotation, biological process: sodium-independent organic anion transport; transmembrane transport. The transcript has 12 exons. Bases 335 to 2539 code for a protein of 734 amino acids. Gene Ontology annotation, cellular component: plasma membrane. The record is from RefSeq and is a predicted model, not a curated record. Lineage: Eukaryota; Metazoa; Chordata; Aves; Passeriformes; Cisticolidae. Gene Ontology annotation, molecular function: protein binding; thyroid hormone transmembrane transporter activity.